ACAAACGGUAUCGGGGGCCCAAAUCGGCUGCGCAGCUGGGGGCCGAACUGUCACGGCUGGAAGCUCAGCUCACGCUGGGCCAGAUCAUGUGCUACCGCACUUUCGUGGCCCUUUGGCACUCGGAGUACCUAGCGCGGACACCUGGCGUCAAGGAGCGUUGGGAGGCAGCCCUCAGCGUCAUCACCAACUUUGUGGACGCGCUUCCCACGACGGAGGAGGUCGAUGAGGACGAGGGCUUGGAUGCAACCAAUGCCGACAGCCGCCCAGCAGGCGAUGGUAACAGUUACACAGCCUCACGGAGUUCGCCAUCGGCAUUCAACCUACGCAUCGUAUGCCCGCGCUUGGGUCUUAAGCUCGUGAACAAGCAUGAGGUGGUCCCUGCUGCAUCCGUGAAGCCAGGCGCUGGGCCGUCCGCCACCGGCGAGCAGUUGACGCCGCAGGAUGCCAAGCGCUCUGUGGACGUCUUGCUGGUGGUUCUGGAGGGAAUCCGGUUCUCGAUGCCCUCCGUGCACCAUAUGGCCCUAGAGGCCGCCACCGUUCGGGCUUCCCUCCUGGGCAGCUCCUUCACAACACCCAAGCACGUCCUUGUUGUGCCGGCGUCGCGUGAGAGCAUGGAGCUGCAUGGAACGAAGCUGGACUUCUCAGGCUCCGCAGCGCCCCGUGGUCUCGCAAACAGUCAAAGCGUGAGCAUGACGAAGCCAAUGGCGUCAACGGGCUCCGUCUACUCGGACGCCCCCAUCUCUGCAUACCUCUCUCGGUUCAAAGUGAACCUGGCGCCAGUCGAAGUGGCCUUGACGCAUCCGGCUUGCAUCGUAGCCUCUGCGGAGUUCCUGGCCAGCAUGGUUCGGUUGCGGGCGGCGACGGCGAACACGCAUGCGCGUCGGUCUUCGAUGUCCUUGCACUCUCUAGUCAUGGACAGCUAUACACGCAACCGCGUGCCGCUGCCGUCAUCUAUGGCGGCUUUCAUGCCCAAGCUCCAGAUCUGUUGCCCCAUGGUCACAGCCCGCGGGCUGCUGCUCCCAGACUUCACCCCC
Molecule: messenger RNA, 1034 nt
Organism: Astrephomene gubernaculifera
Lineage: Eukaryota; Viridiplantae; Chlorophyta; Chlorophyceae; Chlamydomonadales; Astrephomenaceae
Source: the annotation of a GenBank genome assembly